Molecule: messenger RNA, 867 nt
Organism: Ochlerotatus camptorhynchus
Lineage: Eukaryota; Metazoa; Arthropoda; Insecta; Diptera; Culicidae
Exons: 3
Coding region: 22-867 (281 amino acids)
Cellular component (GO): extracellular region
Molecular function (GO): chitin binding
Source: RefSeq, a predicted model, not a curated record
AGUCCGUAAGUCACCAUCAAAAUGUUAGCACUCCUACUAGUAAUAUCCGUGCUGCUUCAGCUGUCCACUCAGCAGGAACUGCCCGGCACCCUGCAGCAGAGAGCCACACCCCAGGUGCAAGCUGCCAAACGGUCUGGCAUUGAAGCAGCCAACGAAACAUGCGAUGGAACGCGAAUGUUUUCAACCUGCGCCGGAUGUGAUGUGGUCAGUGUUUGUCUGGGUGAUACGACGGAUUGGCGUCACUGCCCGUACGUAACACCGGACAAGCCGUACUGCAACAAUGGAGAAUGUUCUGCAACACCAAGCUUCGAUGAAAACUGCCCUCCUAGUUUGUAUUGCACCGGUUCCGGUUACUUCCCUGACCCGGAAACUUGCGAAAUUUACCAUUUCUGUGAGUACAAAUAUGCCAUGUCACUCGUUUACAAGUGCCCUCAGAACUAUGUCUUCAAUCCGGAAACAUCUUUCUGCAAACGGAAGCAACAGGAAGGGGACUGUAUGAAAGUUCAGUGCAAUGCAGAGGAAAUUUUCUCCAGCUACGGCACCAGCAAGCGAUUCUUCGGCUACUGUAGGUUCAGCAGUGGACCAUAUUCGUAUGGAACGGAAAUCUACCGAUGCCCCGAGGGAACUCAAUUCGAUGGCAAAACUUGCGCUUUCCAGUGUCCGGUGGAGGGACGGUUCCCGGAUAGUACGGACGCUCGGACCUACUACGAGUGCUACUAUUUCGAUGAAAAGUUAACGGCUGUUACGCAAGUUUGUCCCUACGGGAGGGUGUUCAAUCCUAAAUUGUACGUUUGUGUUACGGACGUGGUGUCAACAACAACAACAACGCCAUGGCCAUACACUGAAGGAACCACGGGCCCUUGGUAA